GAUCUGUGUCGCGUUGUACUAGUGGCCUCGUGGUGUGGCUUCCGGUAUGAGAACCCGCAAAGCUGACUACCUGGCAGACGACGAGCUGGUCGGACAGGUGAGUGAUCUGGCAGAUACCACCACGGACGGCAUCACUCUCCCCCGUGCCUUCCUGCGACUUUCAGUUUCUUGCAAAGUAUUUUGGCCGCUCGAAAUAUUUUGGAAUUGGUAAGCUUGGGGCUCCUCGCGAGGGUGGUGUGAUGUGAUGUGGCCUGGUUUGGUGUGCAGUGGUUCACAAGGAGUCGGUGCUGGACAAGAGUAAUCGCGAAGUCGAAGCCUAUUUGGUGGUAUACACCGAUGCUGAGACCGAGCAUCUCAGCGGUGGGGACAGAUGAUAGUUCUGCACACAUGCAAACACACUUACAAACACACUCAUCGAUGCGUAUGUGCGUGUGUGCAGGCAAGUCGAUACGGUAUGCGCACGGCGGGAAGGAGAGAGAUAGGGAGCGACAAGACGUGAAUCAGCGAGGCGUUUCUCGUUCCUGUGCUGUGCUGUGUUGGUCAGCGAAAAGAUCGCCCAUGUGAGUGACGACGAUGUGGCAAUGCAGCUCAACAAUCUGAGACUCGACCUGCGCAGGUAGGGUGGCACAACACAUGGCCUCCCCCACCACUGCCCCUGUAUGUGUAUCCAUCCAUGCAUCCGUUGAUGUGUUGGUUGGUUCAUUCAGCAAGGGCAUCGACCUGGCGCACAGCCUGGAAGAGGGCCCUCCCAAGGACACGGCAGCAGCAUCAGCCAAGGCUGACCCCGGCAGCGGCAGACGUGGCAAGCGCCAGCGCGGCGCCGCAUCGGCGGCAGCAGCAGCGGCUGGCGCUGGUGCCAGUGAGGGGGAUCAUGAGGGCAUUGCGGAGGAGGGCGAAGACGUGGACUCCGCAGGGGAGGAGGCCGAUGACACCAUGGGGGCCGCUGCUGCGUCGGCUACUGCCGCGGCUGCGGGGGGUGAGGAGGCUCAGCCCAAGAAGAAGAGACGCAAGCACGUGAGAUAUAUCCAUGAAUUACGCAUGCAGCCGAGUUGCCGGGUAUUGUAUUCAGGCUCCUCAGCCGCAUGCCAAGUCGCUUUCUGCUGCAUCUGCUGGAGAUGAACGGGUCGUCGAGUUGAAUGACAUUCUCAUGUAAGACGGGAAAGGUGCACAGGUGAUUGACGCGUGGAUCCAUUUACGUGUAUGCUGCUCAGUGGCGGUGACCUGCAGCCCCUGUCGGGUGACUGGACGGUGGAACGGCUCAAGGGCAUUCCUCGAGACGACGUAAGACAUACCUACCUACUAGAGACAGCCAGCCAGGCAGAAGAAACGGGUGCAACGACGUAUGUACGAAGUCCUCCGUUUUGCCUGUGUCGAUUCGAUUUAGUUCAAGUUGAUGCUCCAGAAGUCCGCCGCUGUGCCGCUGGUGGGUCAGCAGCUGGAGGCGGUGCUCCUCUGCUACGUACGGCUGCAGGAGAUGGCCAACGCGGCUGCGGGGGGGCCGACCGGAUGAAUGAUGGCGGGAUGCGUACGGGGCAGGGCAGGUUUUGCCGUCACUUUGGCUGUCUGUACGUGUGGUGG
Vitrella brassicaformis is the source of this 1578-nucleotide messenger RNA. The record is from the annotation of a GenBank genome assembly. Lineage: Eukaryota; Vitrellaceae.